Molecule: messenger RNA, 4177 nt
Organism: Bombus pyrosoma
Lineage: Eukaryota; Metazoa; Arthropoda; Insecta; Hymenoptera; Apidae
Gene: Hem
Product: membrane-associated protein Hem
Exons: 2
Coding region: 231-3599 (1122 amino acids)
Biological process (GO): neuron projection morphogenesis; cell projection assembly; cell migration
Cellular component (GO): SCAR complex
Source: RefSeq, a predicted model, not a curated record
CUGCGAUACUUCACUUAAUACGCGACGUACACAGAAAUCUCGUUUUACGGUGUCAUCGAUUUGUAUUAAACAUGUAACAGCAAGAAAGGAGAAGAAAAUCUCUCUAUUUUAGCUGUAUUCGGUAAAAGUAAAUUGUCCCCAGGGGUGGGGUCUCCUGUCACUUAAAACCAAAGAAGUGAAAAGAGGUGAAUGAGUUAUGUUGACUUUGUAAAAAAUAAUAUAAUACAAUCAUGGCACGACCUAUUGUACCUAGUCAACAAAAGUUAGCUGAGAAGCUAACUAUUUUAAAUGACAGAGGUAUUGGGAUGUUAACUCGCAUUUAUAACAUAAAAAAGGCAUGCGGCGAUGCCAAAUCAAAGCCUGGAUUUCUUUCGGAUAAAAGUUUAGAAUCUUCUAUCAAGACGAUUGUCAGAAAGUUUCCUAAUAUUGAUGUUAAGAGUUUGCAAACUAUUACGAAUCUUCGCAAUGAGAUUAUUAAAUCUUUAUCUCUAUAUUAUUAUACCUUUGUUGAUUUGCUUGAUUUCAAAGACAAUGUCUGUGAGCUUUUAACUACAAUGGAUGCUUGUGGUGUUCAUAUGGACAUAACGAUAAAUUUUGAGUUAACAAAAGGUUAUUUGGAUCUUGUUGUUACGUAUGUCAGUUUAAUGAUUCUUUUAUCACAAGUGGAAGAUCGCAAAGCGGUAUUAGGUUUAUUUAACGCAGCUCAUGAAAUGGUACACAGUCAAUCUGACCCUAGCUUUCCUCGCUUGGGUCAAAUGAUCAUGGAUUAUGAUGCUCCAUUAAAGAAACUUUCGGAAGAAUUUGUUCCUCAUUCUAAAUUAUUAAAGACUGCUCUCACCUCAUUGUGGCCUAUUUAUCCUGAGAGAAAUUUAUCUGCGGAUACAUGGAGAGCAGAUCAAAAGCUCAGCCUUGUUGGAAGUCCUGGACAAAUACUUAAAGCAGCAGCAACGGACACUAUGUCUUGCGAAACUUUGAGCAUAGAUAGAAUAGAAAGAUGGGUUAUUUUAGGUUUCACGCUGUGUCAUUCAUUUUUAAAUCAGGAACAGCCCGGUAAAUUAUGGACCACGGCUUUGGAAUCUGGUUGGGUGUUAGCCUUGUUCAGAGAUGAAGUUAUUUAUAUACAUCAAUACAUACAAACAUUCUUUGAAAGUAUAAAAGGAUACAGUAAACGGGUAUCGGAAGUGAAAGAAUGUUAUAGUCAAGCGGUGCAAAAGGCUGGUUAUAGACACAGGGAAAGAAGAAAAUUCCUAAGGACUGCGCUGAAAGAGCUGGGUUUAAUUUUAACCGACCAACCUGGCCUCUUAGGACCAAAAGCGCUCUUAGUUUUGAUGGGACUCUCUCAUGCGAGGGAUGAAAUUUUAUGGCUUUUGCGACAUGGCGUUAAUCCUCCGACGCAAGGGAAAGGUAAAGGAAGGGGAGGCGAGGAUCUAGUGGAUCGUCAAUUGCCAGAAUUACUGUUUCACUGCGAAGAAUUAAGAGCAUUAGUGAAGAAAUAUUCCCAAGUACUUCAAAGGUAUUACGUGCAAUUUUUAUCUGGAUUUGAUGCACCUGCUUUAGAUCAAAUGAUACAAAACCUUCCGGUUUGUCCAGAAGAUGAAGGAGCGAUUCUUAGCGAUAUGUGUUCAAAGAUAGCUAGUCUAACAGUCAAACAAGUGGAAGAUAACGAACUGUUUGAUUUUCGUGCAUUCCGAUUGGAUUGGUUCAGAUUGCAAGCAUAUAUGUCUAUCGCAAAAUGCAACAUGAAUUUAGCCGAUAAUAGAGAGUUAGCAUCUUUUAUGGAUACUGUAGUAUAUCAUACUAAGAUGGUGGAUAAUUUGGAUGAAAUGCUAGUUGAAACGUCCGAUUUAUCUAUCUUCUGUUUCUACAGCAAAGUAUUUGAAGAUCAAUUUCACAUGUGUUUAGAAUUUCCUGCUCAAAAUAGAUAUAUCGUUGCAUUUCCUUUAAUAUGUAGUCAUUUUCAAAGUUGUACGCACGAACUGUGUCCGGAAGAGCGUCAUCAUAUCCGAGAACGAAGUUUAUCCGUCGUUAAUAUGUUUUUAGACGAAAUGGCCAAAGAAGCUAAAAAUAUUAUUACGACUAUCUGUGAUGAGCAGUGUAACAUGAGCGAUAAAUUAUUGCCAAAACACUGUGCAUUAUUAAUCUCUCAGGUUGUAAAUCGAAAGAAAAAGGAUAAAAAUAAGAAGAAUAUGUAUGAAAUCCAUAAACCAGGUAUAGAGAGUUACAGAAAAACCAGGGAAGAACUUACCACAAUGGAUAAACUUCACAUGGCAUUAACAGAGCUAUGCUAUGCCAUUAAUUACUGCCCUACUAUCAACGUAUGGGAAUAUACAUUCGCGCCAAGAGAAUACUUGCAUCAACAUUUAGAAUCAAGAUUUGCCAGAGCACUUGUUGGUAUGGUCAUGUACAAUUCAGAUACUAGUGAAAUAGCUAAACCAUCAGAAUUAUUCGUGAGCGUUAGAUCUUACAUGAAUGUUCUUCAGACGGUUGAAAACUAUGUGCAUAUAGAUAUUACGCGUGUAUUCAAUAACGCACUUCUUCAACAAACUCAAGAAUUAGAUAGUCAUGGUGAUAAGACUAUCGCUGCUUUAUACACGCAAUGGUAUUCCGAUGUUUUAUUAAGGCGAGUUAGCGCCGGGAAUAUUUGUUAUUCUAGCAAUCAAAGAGCAUUUGUUAGUUUAUCCGUAGAGGGAGCGAUACCUUUUAACGCGGAGGAGUUUUCUGAUAUCAAUGAAUUGAGAGCAUUAGCUGAACUAAUCGGACCGUACGGUAUGAAGAUGUUGAAUGAAAAUCUGAUGUGGCAUAUAGCUAGUCAAGUGCAACAGCUAAAGAAAUUAGUUGCUGGCAAUAAAGAUGUUCUUAUCGCUUUGCGAACGAACUUUGAUAAACCAGAAGUAAUGAAAGAACAAUUUAAAAGGUUGCAGCAGGUGGAUAAUGUGCUGCAACGAGUAACAAUUAUAGGCGUAAUUCUAAGUUUCAGACAAUUAGCCCAAUCCGCAUUGGUCGAUGUCUUGGAAGAACGUAUACCGUUUCUUUUAAGCUCGAUUCUAGAUUUCCGACAUCAUUUACCAUCCGGUGAUCCCAUGCGUGUUGUUUCCGAAAUGACUUCAGCCGCUGGUUUAACCUGCAAGGUUGAUCCAACAUUAACAGCAGCAUUAAGAAGCCAAAAAUCCGAAGUAGAUGAAGAUGAACAUUUGCUCGUAUGUCUGUUGAUGGUUUUCGUCGCCGUUUCUAUCCCGAAAUUAGCUCGAAACGAGAAUUCCUUUUAUCGGGCAUCCCUAGAGGGUCAUUCUAACAACAUACAUUGCAUGGCAACUGCAAUAAAUAAUAUUUUUGGUGCAUUAUUUACCAUCUGUGGACAAAAUGACAUAGAAGAUCGAAUGAAGGAAUUCCUUGCGUUGGCAUCGUCCAGUUUACUCCGACUGGGCCAAGAAGCAGACAAAGAGGCGAUCAAAAAUAGGGAAUCCGUGUACCUUUUGUUGGACCAGAUAGUUCAAGAAUCGCCAUUUUUAACGAUGGAUCUGUUAGAAAGCUGCUUCCCAUAUGCACUAAUACGUAACGCAUAUCACGAUGUAUACAAGCUCGAACAUUCGCAGCCAUAAAGUCGUCGAUGAAGAAUGUGUGUUUCAGCUUGCCACUCAGGGUCAUUUUUUUUCUUUUUUUUUUUUUUUACGUCCAUUACGUUAAACAUGGAAUCAAACGCAUUUUCAUUGACUCCGUUUAAAAACGGAAGGAAAGAAGAAGCGACGAACGUGGCAAAACAUUGUAUUUGUAAAAAAAUAUAAUUAGUAAUAUUUUGUUUAUACUGCUUUAAAUCGAAUCGAAUUCGAUAAGUUUGUUUGGAAAUGUAUUUAAACUGUCCGAAGAGACAAGUUUGCAUUAAUUUAUUUGAAACAAUGCAUUUCGUACAGGGCAAUACCAUCACUUUCGUAUCUGAUACCUGGCUUAGAAUAUUCGCUGACAAAACAAUACCACAUCUUUUCAGUAUUCUAUUAUACGUCAUCUGUAUCUGUAAGGAACGUUUUGUAUUACAGGUGAAUUAUAAAACGCUAUCUGUCUAUGAAUCGAAAUAUACACGUAUCGUAAAAUAGACACGUUAGAGACGUUCAAUCUACAUUUUCUAAUGUACAAUAUUGUAACUUUUACAAUAGUUUAUAAAAUAAAUAAAAGUAUCUACAAA